UUUUUUUGUCCGUCCCCACAUGACUUGUCAAAUAGGAAGUACCCGCGUCCAGAGACAGCAGCCUUCACCAGGAACGCAACACCAGAAGAGCUCGGAGAGAGCCGCGAAAUACCCGAGUUUCCUUCUCGACGUUUCCACGCACACGUCCUCGUCUCGGCGCAGAAGCGGAGCUGCUACUAGUCGCUCGGCCUCCGUCAUGUUCCUGAAGGUGGUGUUUUUCGCCGCAGUUGUGGCGCUGAUUAGCGCCGAGGCGGUAAACGCAGAUGAAUGUACCCCUCUCUCAUGUGAGAAAUGUGGAACCACAACUGGCUGCCAAUGGGCGAAUUGCUCUUCAAUCUCUUUUGUUGGCUGUGUGAACGCAACUUUUGCUGGAGAUAACGACACUUGCACCAACGCCAGCUGUCCAGCUUUUCAGUCCACUACAGUCCAGCCUUCAGCUUCUCCCUCUCCCACUCCAGUCUCCACCACCGCUUCCUCUAACAGUUCUACUACAGAUAACACCACAGUCACUACAGUUUCUCCAACUCCCACUGGCAACUUCUCCACUUCUGCAGCCACUUCUAAUUCAACUGCAACAAACGCCCCCUCAGUGAUUCCUCCGAAGAACUCCACGUUUGACGCAGCCAGCUUCAUCGGUGGAAUAGUGUUAGUCCUGGGUCUACAGGCCGUGAUCUUCUUCCUCUACAAAUUCUGCAAAUCCAAGGACCGUAACUACCACACUCUUUGAAGCGGCUGGAUCCUUCCGCCUCCGAGCAGACCCUUCCAGAGAAAACUUUCCAUUCAGCACAUUCUCAUCCGAGUGGACUCAGUGUUUCCAACUCUUCAAAAAAACGUUUUUUUUGUUUUUUUUUCUUUUUAGUGUUUGUUUUCUUCUCAUUUUAACCUGCAUCACUGCUGCCAUCGCUCUGCACCUACACCAGCAAGUAUGAAUAAUUCAUUCCAACUUGCACAAUUUAACAGAUCUCUGCUGACAGGCGUUUAAAUCUAGAGCGAAUGGAUUACAUCAUCUGGGAGCAAACCCCGCCACCAUCAUGUUAGCCAAUUUGUGGAAAGCAUUUUGCAGUAAUUGAGUGGACUUUUUUUUUUUCUUUACAAUCCCUCUUCUCUUGCCUUUUUAUCAAUUUAGGAGGCAGUUUAGUUGAAUCACUUUCCUGCAUCUGAUUUGAUAUCGAAUGCCAAAUUCUUGGUUUCCUCUUUUUCCGUGCAGAUUUUAUUUCUCGACGGAUGACGUAAAUGAAGGAGAGUUUCUUUCAAAAGAGUAACAGCAAUCAUCUGAUGUCAGGCCACAGCUGGAAGGAAUACAUCCUUCUUUAGAUCUGUUCAUUUUCUUUUUCAAUUCCCCUGGGAAAUCUCUCACCUCAUUAAAGAUGGUCAAAUCCUUGUUGCUACUGGAGCAGCUAAAGGCAAUAAAUCAUUAGUUCAUUUUAAAUCUCCCAUUUAUUAUUUCUAAUCAUUUUUGCACACUAGAAAUGGGAAGCUGGCCCUUUCUUUCUGUAGAAUAUGCAUGAAGGUCAAAGAAUAUUUCAGGAACAGAAGAUAUUUUUCUGGGAGUUUGUUGUGGACGGUGAAGUGCCUUUAAUGUCCAGUAAGGAGAGAGAAAGACGAGAACUUUUCCCAUCUUUACCAUAUUUUCAUCAAGGUUAAUGUUUGUUGGAGCUACAGUUGGGCUGAAAAGCCUUUUAUCGUUGAAUAAAGAUGGUCAUUGUUUGCCCCGCUCAGUUUGCUGCAUUUCUCUCCAAAAUUCGUCCCAUUUUCUUAUGAAUUGGCGGGGAAAUUAGUUUCAAGUUACCUUGAAGAUUAUACUUGAAAACAGGUGGUCUUAAUUUAAUAAACUUGAUCGUUUGAGUGCUUUUAAGUUAAAAAACAAGUGUCGCUUCUCUCAAAUGAUCUUUGUAUAUCUGCAAUGUAAAUGAUUUCUUAGAGAACUUCUAACCAGCUAGCUGCCAAUUCUUUGCCUUUAGCUAGCUGUGUCCUGCUUUUGUUCAUUUUUCCAGUUGAGUGGAGCAUGCCAGACGUUUGGACUAGUUACCUUCUCUUUGCAUAUGCUCGUACGACUUGAAAAAAAACCACUGAUUAUUCGUGAUUGGUCAAAGGAAUGGAAAUCGUGCGCUUUUAGCCAAAGUUCAGUUUCUGCAUGAAAAUUGAGCAUUGCACUAACGCUUCGUUUAGCUGGCAUGUGGAUCAACCGUCAAACACGACACAAACGGUUCAGAAUAAUGACCACAAAAUGAACGCAAUAGUUUGUUUUUGCCUGUAUAUAUCUGCUGCUCACCGUUAACCUGCCUUUUAAACUUGGUGGCACAAUGAUCCGGGCUGUGGAGUUUGGAGUCCCACUUGCUCUGCAUGUGGAGUCACUUUUCCUGCCUGCUUGUGCUUUCUACCAUUUCUUUAAGGACCCAACGCGGCACGUUGGGGUAUGUCACAAGACCGUGUAUCCAUGGAAACCUGCUGUCCCUUGUGUUGCUUCUCCCCUCACAGUUUGUGCAUCUCUUUGAGGGAAAAGUGCCUUAUUCAGUUGAAGAUUAAUGCGCCAAACAAGCUAAAUUAUCAGAAAUGCUCAGCACUUUGAGCUCCCUGUGAAAUGGAUGUGUUUCUUUUUUCUUUUUGUCACUCUCAGCCUUAACUCCGUCCAUCAAAUGUACAGAACAGCCACUAAAGUUGUCCAGACCGGCCAGUUUGGGAUAAAUGAAUCCAGGUUGUAGCCUGAACAUCGUCUCCCAUCAUCCUCCACUUGGUGACUUGGUUUGGCCUUAAACUUGAAUGUCGUAGACCGGAAGUGUUUCAUUCAAAGUGAAUUGGCUUAUCUGCUUUGUGGCUUUAUUGCUAAGUGCUCCCACUUAGUGCUGUAUUUGUUGGUACGAGUUUCUUUAGUAUUUUGACCCGCACACAGCCAUAUGUUACCACUCGACAGUGUAAGAAUGCCUCCUGGUUUGCUUCUUCUUUUGUUCCCUCACUUCUUUUUCAGUUUGUGGCCUUGUUUUCUGGUGUUGCCUUUAGUUUGAAGAUGUUAAAACAAUAAAGUUUAAAUGUAAAAAAAAAAAAA
Molecule: messenger RNA, 3043 nt
Organism: Oryzias melastigma (Indian medaka)
Lineage: Eukaryota; Metazoa; Chordata; Actinopteri; Beloniformes; Adrianichthyidae
Gene: cd164
Product: CD164 molecule, sialomucin
Exons: 6
Coding region: 20-727 (235 amino acids)
Cellular component (GO): cytoplasmic vesicle
Source: RefSeq, a predicted model, not a curated record